This is a messenger RNA of Ceratina calcarata, 566 nucleotides long. It is a transcript of the gene mRpS18C, whose product is annotated as mitochondrial ribosomal protein S18C. Gene Ontology annotation, cellular component: mitochondrial small ribosomal subunit; ribosome. The transcript has 3 exons. Gene Ontology annotation, biological process: mitochondrial translation. Bases 27 to 488 code for a protein of 153 amino acids. Gene Ontology annotation, molecular function: structural constituent of ribosome; small ribosomal subunit rRNA binding. The record is from RefSeq and is a predicted model, not a curated record. Lineage: Eukaryota; Metazoa; Arthropoda; Insecta; Hymenoptera; Apidae.
GACAGUAGCAAUUGUUUCAAACGAAAAUGAUUUCGACUUUUAUUAAUACACGAAUCUUGAAGAAUAGAAUUCAAUCACUCUUAAUUCGCAGCGAGACUAACGAGGCACGUGUUCCAAAUGGAACGACGACGACGACGACGACGACGACGACGACGACGACGACGACAACUACAGAAAACAAGGAUAUGCCGAUCGAAAUUGAGAAUCCAUUUAAAAAAGAACGGCGAGUUUGUAUCUUGUGUGAACUGAACAUUGAACCUGAUUACAAAAAUGUUCGCUUACUGUCUCAAUUCCAAAGCCGUUACACGGGUAGAAUAUACGGAAAACACAUAACAGGAUUGUGUGAACAUAAGCAAAAGAGGGUGGAGGAAGAGAUUGUAAAGGCACAAGCAUGUGGAUUAAUGGGAUACAUGACUAAAGAUCCAAAGUUUGUGAACGACCCAAUGUUGUUUAAUCCCAACGCACCGUUCAGGCCCCACAAAUAUUAAAUAAAGUCUGUAGUGGAGUACUUUUAGUUUUUACUUCAAUCGUGUGUCUUAAAUAUCAUAAUAAAUGUACCAUCAACA